AUGUUUGCAGUUAUCUUUGGAUAUAUUCUCCCGUUCCUAGCCCUGUGCUCUCUCUAUUUCUAUACAACACACUUUACUCGCAGAUAUACAAUCCGAUUCAUAGAGUGGUCCAGCAGAAAGCAGCAGCCGUUUGUGAGGGCUGUGCAGCGCAUUCGCCUGACAAUUCCGCCAACGGCCAGAGGCCCAGCGGACUACGCUGUUCUAUCCUACACUCUUGGUGUUCCUGACGUUAAGUAUCAGCGUCGGAGCCUUCCGCCACAGCUUUUCGAUGGUCUGGGAAGCGUUUCAAUGGAUCAGGUUCUCGUACCUGAUGCGCAAUCCAAUAUAUUGAUAUGUACACCCAUGGCUGCGUCUGCACGUGCGCCCUGUGUCAAGAGGCUUGUCUCGGCCGCAACAGCAGAAGGACACAACUGCUACGUCUUGAUUUCUCGAGGAUACGGUGGAACCAUUUUGGACAGCGACGCACAGGAACAGUACCUGGACGAGUAUCUAAACAUCCAGGACAUUUACGAGGCGGUCUAUGACCUCUCGCAAAACUCAGAUCUACCAAUUCACCUGGUGGGAUUUUCCUUGGGGGGCAUGAGGAUUUGCCACUUUAUUGGCGACCUGGUUCUUAAAGCAGGUCUGGUGAGCGGCUCUCAGGAGGGAGUGGAUCAUGAUGCCUCUACUCUCUACGAACAGUAUUUCACAAGACUUAAUCUGGUCCAGAUGGCUUCAAAGGAUAAAAAGUUAGUAACUAAGAUUUACAAGGCUAUAACGAGCGUGGCUAUUUUGUUUGCAAAUCUAGAUAAACGGCAGGCUUAUCUUAAAAAUCUGAAGACACAUAUCUCCAUCGGGUCCUACCAGCGUGAGUAUAUUGCAAAAAACAAGGACGCCCUGGAGGUGUAUGCACAAAGGACAGGCAGAGAGAUAGAUUUUGACUCGAUCCUUCAGAACCAGGCACUUCGGACCAUGCAGGAUUUUGAUCGAGAGGUAUUUGCACGGUUAGUUGUCCCAUCCCAGUCUCUUGACGACUACUACGAUCUUAUCUUCCCUUCUGCUGUUUGCUUGGAGGCCGUUGCGAUUCUAAGUCGAACCACGCCCAUCCUUUUCUUGGGUGCCUACGAUGACACAGUCACGGGGCCAUUGCUGCCGAUCCUUGCACACAUGACAGACAGUUAUCAAGGGAAAGCAAACCUAUUCACACGAUCCAGUGCCAGGAACCAGAUUGUCGCGAUACAGUACCGCCAGGGAGAGCACCUGGGGAUCAUUGGAGCAAACGGGAAGGAUGCGGCUAGUCUCGUACUAAUCCAUUGGUUUGCACAGUUUCUGAGCUACUAA
Messenger RNA from Giardia duodenalis, 1320 nucleotides. RefSeq lists its product as uncharacterized. Bases 1 to 1320 code for a protein of 439 amino acids. Gene Ontology annotation, molecular function: monoacylglycerol lipase activity; short-chain carboxylesterase activity. The transcript has a single exon. Lineage: Eukaryota; Fornicata; Diplomonadida; Hexamitidae. The record is from RefSeq and is a predicted model, not a curated record.